Molecule: messenger RNA, 2246 nt
Organism: Rhinopithecus roxellana (golden snub-nosed monkey)
Lineage: Eukaryota; Metazoa; Chordata; Mammalia; Primates; Cercopithecidae
Gene: C10H12orf74
Product: chromosome 10 C12orf74 homolog
Exons: 2
Coding region: 299-847 (182 amino acids)
Source: RefSeq, a predicted model, not a curated record
ACUCAGCCGGGAGGGCGCAUUGUUACAGGUGUGGAACUGGUUGCUCUGAGCCCUCCUCCGGCAGCUCACUCUGGUUCUUCAGGCUCUGAGGAUCCUCAGGACCCACCUGGGUGCAGUUGGGACAGACCGUCUCACAGAUGCAACAACCUGCUUGACAUUCUCCUCUGGAAAAGGAAAAGAACUACUAGAGGAUGUGUGGCACUUGGAUGCAGAAAUUGAGCACCCUCCAUGUGAUCCAGAGAACAGUAACUCAUACGUCUUCUGGAACCUUCUACCCACGGUAGAACCUCUUAGCUUUAUGGAGAAAACAGAGUCAUUCUAUCUAGAGGUGCCACCCAAAGACUGCGGAGCCUCUCCUCAGCCCCGGCUGAGGAGCCUGCCAAAGCAGCACUGUGAGAACCAGGGGAGCCUCCUCCAGUUUGACCGGCAAGCCCCAGGCCGCAUCUCCACCUCGCCCACUUUGAGGAGAUUAAGGACCCGUGGCUGUGGGACUUGGCACUCACUGUCUCAGCAGGAUGCCUUGCAGGUGCCCACCUGGGGAAGCUGGAGAGAGCCUGAGGGCUCCCCACGUUACCUUUCCAAGAGCCUGCCGGGAAGCCCAAAGGAUUCUUCGUACUUGCUGUCACCCUUGAGACUCCACUCAAGAUUGACCUCUGAACCUGAAAGGGCCCUGAACGCAGCUGACUCACGGGAGCCCCAAACCCGGCCCACUGACAAGUGUCUCCCUCCUGAGCUUCAGCCUGUCAGUGAAGAGUCCCUUCCCCAGGCCUCUCUUCUGCGGCAAGAAGGCCACUUCCUGUCCAGCCCCACCCUACAACGCCCUAGUCCUCAGGUAACACAGCUCUAAGCCUUCGGCCUCUCAGUUGGUGAACCACAAAGCAAAAUAGAUCUCAGAGUUGCUUCCUUCCUCCAAGGGCCAGUAGAUCCUAAAAAGGAGACAGCACAGGAAGUCACACUGAGGGGACACAUUCUCUUUAGGAAGCACUGGCUCUUAAGUGAAAGGAGGGCAGCAAUUUGGGGAAGAAAGAAAAUGAUCUCGCUCACUUCCUUCUGUCCUUGGAGGCACUUUAAGAAAGGAUGCACCAAGGCCAGGCUUACCGAUAGUCUGUCAGGUACCCGAUAGCAAUGGGGGCCCUCUUGCAAAUGCACACUAUUUAAAGACAAUGUGGUGUCACUGAUUUAAAAGGGGAGAAAGAGCCAGUUAUUCAAAUUCGUGAUCCCACCAAAAUGUAAAACAUGUUUCAACUAGGAGGGCUCAUUGUUUCUCCUUUCAACAUGUUUGCUUUGGAGUUCGGGAUGGGUUUGAUUAAGACUAAAACAUAUAUUCUUAAAAUUUAUUUCAGGGAGAAGAAUUGCACCCAUCCAGGUGAGUAUGCAUUUAUUUUCUCCAGUGCUAUGACAUCUGUUGACUAUUUACUAUUAGAUUUUUAUUUCUGUCCUGACAUAACAAAGCUGAUGGUAUGUUAACCAAUACACUUUGUUCUACAGCACUCAAGUCACUCUUCAUAUUUAUAGGUGCAAGAGUUUUCAUUUCAAGAGUCUCCCUUUAAGAGCACAGCAUUUGGGGGCAGAAUACAACGCCAUAUGCAGUCAUAGUUUUCAUUUUGAAUUGUCAAUGUCUUGGCCCUGUGGCUUAAUUAACAUCCACUUAGUAAUAGGUUUUGUCUGGUAGAGAAAAUAGAAAGGCCAGAGAUACUCAACAGCUUUUCACAGAAAAAUUUAGAGGACAAAAAAUUAAAGGAACAAGAUGUCUUGAUUAAAUCUAGGGUGACCUUUAAAAUAACCUGUUAUGACAGACUGUGCCCUUAUCCAGAAUGAAGUAGACUGUGUCAUUUCUGAAACCAGCUCUGAACUUUCAGCGUGGCCCCUUGGUUGUAGCAAUGGAUCUGCCAUCCCUGACAGGGAUGAAGAGUUUCUGUAGCAGCAAGGAAAAGAUCCAUGCCCAAUUUUAUCUUCCUGACCUGCGGGAUUGGCAGGAAAGCCCUCAUUUCAUUUGAAAAGUUACAGAGGAUUUUUUUGGAGAAACAGCUGCUGUUUUAUUACUGGGCCUCAAUCUUCAAGCAAUAGUUUAAUGUUCAUAGCAGUAAGGAUAACAUCCAUGUAAACGUUCUUUGUUGAUUUUAAUCCUCCUUGGCCUAAAUGUAUCAACAAAGGUAGAAGAUACUUACCAAGCAGUAGGAAAAUGCAAAUUGUUAUGUUUGUGUAUCAGUUAGCUAUUGCUAGAUAAAAAACUACUUAAAGUAACA